AUGGAACUAAAACGAUAUCACAAGUCCGGGCGACCAAAGAUUUGCUGGGACAACAGUGACCGAACACAGUGGGGAUCUCCGACUGGGGCAUGGGAGAUAGCCAAAGUGUUUAUGCCAGGCCUUGGAAGCCGAGCAAAGGAUGUUAUCAACGCAGAUGGAACCGACAUCGGUGGUCUUUUGAAUUUGUUAGAAUGGUGUCCUUUUAUCAAUCCCCCUGUGAGUCGAACUCUUUUGAAUUCAGCAAGAGAUGAAUGCAGAAAUCGUUGGGCGCAUGCUGCCAAACAAGAAAUUUGUGAUGCCGAUGUUCCAACUAUAUUGAGUCAUCUCAAUAAUCUGCUUAGUGACCCAUUGUUUAACUCUGAACUAUCAGCCCAAAAGGCGUCCAAUGAUUUGCAAGAUUUGUUUCGUCAAGGUCUGAUUAACGUCAGAGAGUCUGAGGUUGAAGCUCUUCACUUGUUGCGGCAAUGUCUGGAGGCCGAUCUGAGAAAGUGUCAAGAUGACUUGGCAUAUACACUUCGACAUUUAUCUCAGGUCCAAGAACAAAGUAAUGCGAACAAAUCUGAGAUCAUUACACUAAAGCAGCAAAUGGAAGAAGAGUCAAGAAACUUGUCCGAAAAUGUAUCCACGAUAUUGCUUGACGUUGCUGCUUUCAACAAGUUCCUAAACCAAAGAGAUGAUCUUAGAAACACAAUUGAGGUUAUCUGUGAUGGCUUAGAUGAAUUGUCGAAUGGUAUACAGAAGGUUGUCAUGGAACUUAAUGCAGUUGGACUGAUCUUGCCCCAGUUAGAAAGCAACCUCAUAAACUUGUAUUGUGAAGUACAGAAAGUAGCCAAGAAUGUUUCUACAAACAAAAGCUUGAUCUCAAGAUUACGAGAAGAUGUCAUGGAGGUCAAAGAAGAAGUAAAAACAUUGAAACACAAAGCCCAGGUUGGUUCACAAAAGGGAGACGAUGACGACGAUGACAUCCUUUACACGGCACCGACUGGGUUAACAGAGUUUACCGGCCGCAAAUCAGAACUAGAAUGGCUUGAAAGAAGUCUUGUUUUGCUGAACCCUGAGAAGAAACCCGGAAACACAUCUUGUAUUAAAACAAUAUGCGGCCUUGGAGGCUGCGGAAAAACGUCGCUGGCUAUAGAAUUUGCUUGGCGUUACAAGCAUCGCUUCCCAGGGGGCGUGUUUUGGGUCAACGGUGAAAGUGAUGAAAAUGUACGGAAAUCCGUAGUCGAAAUGCUUACGUUUGUCAAUAUCAGCGCCUCAGUAAACGACAACAUAGAAGACAUCUUGAACAAAUUCCUGUCAUGGUUGUCCAAAUUGAAACGUCCAUGGCUUCUUGUGAUAGACAAUGCCGAUGAAUUAAAUGAUCCAACCUGCCCAGCAGGCGUUAAGAAGAUAUGCAAAGGGAUGUUGCAAAGAACGCACCUCCCAAGGAAGCAUGGUCACAUACUUGUUACAACCAGGGCAAAUGCAACACAGAGUAGAACGUUUUUGAAGAUUUCAAAUGAUGAUUGUUUGGAGUUACAGUGCUUCAGUGAAAAAGAGGGUGCAUUAUUUCUAAUGCAACGGUCAGGUCUCGGAGGGAACGAUCUUGACCCAGAAGCUAUUUGUUUAGCGAAAGAACUGGGAUCCCUGCCACUAGCCCUCGAACAAGCCGCAGCGUACAUAUCUUCCAGCCCUCUUCGACUUAAUUUUAAGGAUUACCUUGACAGAUAUAAAGGAGUUAGGCUUCAUCUUUUAAAGCAGCAACAUGCCACAGCUCUAAGUCUGGAAGCGCAACAUAGGUUGUCAAUUCACACAACGUGGCUGAUGAACUUCGAAUAUGUCAAAGAGAAGUCACCUGCCGCUGCAAAGAUUAUGCGCAUUUCAGCAUUUUUAGAGUCUGAAUUUAUUCCUUUCAAUGUCAUCAAUCCUGGAUUUCCUGAAUUCAAUCAGAAGGAAGUGAGAGAAGGUUUGUUUUCUUAUUCGGAUAUUGGUGACAUCCUGAAGAUACUAUCAAGCUACUCUCUUUUCACAGUAGACAACCAGUGUAAACUGUUCCGUGUCCACAAGCUUGUUCAAGAAGUAGUCAGAGAAAGCCUUACGGAAUCAGAAAGGAUAAAGACAUUGGUGGAAUGCGUUCGUGUUCUUCGUUUUGCGUUUUUACAAUUUCCUGUAUUCGAGAAUUUUAAGUUAGGCAACCUCUACGAAUUGGACGUAGGAGACCAACGUAUUGUUUUAUCUCUUUUGCUACAUUUUCUCAAGCUGACGAGUUACAUGGAAGAGGAAAUAAAUGUGCCAAGAGAGAAUGACAAUGGUAAACUCUUUAGUGACGACGCGUUUGAGCUUUGCAAAUUUGUAUACAACCUCACUAAAAAAAGCAAUUCACUUUCUUGGCUUAAUUGUGAAUUGUCAAACUUUUACUUGAAACUUUUAAAAGUGGUGUACGGUGACAGUGAGCCGAACUUGCUUCUCUUUGAGAUGAUCAACGCAGGUAUCAGCAAAGUGAACAGCUUCACUGUUGAAGGAACAUACGAAGGAAAGAAUUUGAUUGAAAGUGCUAUGCAAAAAAUGUUUGAAUUUGAAAAAUCUGGAGUGGUUAUCGAAGCCGAUAUCAAAUUCUAUGUUCUCUUUCAAAAAGCUCAAUUGUUCCUCUUUGAAGGAGAGUUGGAAAAAUCCUACAAUGGUUUGUUGGAGCUUGAAAGUUCGGACUUGCCAAUAAGCGAAGCUGAUACUGCAGAACUUCAAAUGAAAAUGGCGAUGGUUGAAUACCGUAAAGGCAAUAAAGAUGAAUUGGUUUUUAAACGGCUAAUGAAAUCUUUAGAGAUGGCAAGAAGACUUUACCCCUGGGAUCACCCAAUGUUUUUGCAGGUACUUGAGUGUGCCAUCUUCAUGUUCUCCAGCACCGGUAAAUUUAAGGAAGCUGAAAUAUGUGCCAAAGAAAUGCGAGAUAUUAAUAUGAAGCUACCUCCUUCGUCUGAUGAUAUGAUGAUGGGACUGAGGAACCAUUUUAGUUUGAUGUGUCAAACAAACCACGUAGUCAUGGAAACAUAUUUACUAGAGCGUUUGGAAAACAGAUGGCCCCAUAUCUACAGUUGUAUUAAAGAUGGCUAUGUUAAUAACUGCAUUCCUUAUGUAGAUGAUGGAAGCGAAGAAACCGUCGCAAUUUUUUUGCUCAGCAUAAUGAGGUGCCUUAGCAUAGCUUUCAACGCGGAGAGUGAACCGAACCUUUCUGCAGAAAAGUUGACCAUGUACCUACGAAUCGGUGAAAUAUUUGUGUCCCUUCGAUUGAAAUAUUAUGGCUCUAACUUCCCAGAUAUGCGAGAGGUAUAUUCCUUUUUAGCUGCACUGAAAUUGUUCCAAGGAACUGAUGAAAAGGGUGCAUUUGUUUGUCGUCAGGUACCGGUACUUGUUGUUAACCGCCAGGGAUUUUCUGAACAGUACCAAAGCGGACCUUGUGCAGAUUCCAGUGUGAACGAAUCGAGUCGUUACAGAGAUGCAGGUAACGGUUUUUUCAGUUUAGGUGACUAUUCGAGGUCUCUCGAAUUCUAUAACAAAGCCUUAAACCUGAAUCAAGGAGAUGCAAAGUUAUUAACAAACAGAGUCGUUGCGCAAGUCAAGCUUUCUAAACAGAAAGCACAGAGUCAACAUUUAAAAGAGCAACAGAACAUUCUUCAACGUGCUCUCCAAGACUCUAUUAGCGCGAUAUCUGCAGAUCCUUCUUGGGUGAAGGGAUACUACUGGAAGGCUGUUUGUCUUGCUGAACUUGGGCAAAGAGGUGCAUCACUUGCUGCAGCUGCAGUUGCUGAAAGCCUGUUUCCACUACAAUGGGCCCAAAUACCUGCUGUUGUCGAGCAUUUUGGAUGCUACAUUGUAAAAGACGUAGCUACUUCUGAAGAUCUCGGGCGCGCCGUAGAGAUAACUGAAAACAGUCUCGUAAUUGUGGUUCGCAGUGGGAAAUAUGUGCUAACUCAGCCUUUAAAGGUUCCAUCAAAUGCAGUGAUAGUUGGCCUUGGUAAGGUCGAAAUCACCUGUGUCAAAGGCGUUCCACUGUUCCUGGAUAAAACUGUUUACAUCGACAACAUUGAACUAACACCCUCCGCGGAGUUCAUCAGAAUGAACAAAGAGGAUGCUAAAAAGUGCCUCGAUCGUGGACAGUUACACCAGGCGUUGUCUUUGUAUAGCAAGGUAUUGGCCUCAUGUCCAGAAAACACACAGCUUCUUACAGCAAGGGCUUCGACUUACUUGAAAGCAGCGAAAGAAAAGAGCAACACGUGUGAGCGGGAAUCUUUGCUAGAGCUUGGUCUGGAAGACACCAAAUCCACCAUCAGAGCUGACCCUUCUUGGUUACUUGGCUACUCUACGAGAGCUGCAAUUAUGACUGAGUUGGGGAGGAAACACGAAGCCUUGGCCUCUGCUGCUGUGUUUAACCACUUGAGCUCUGGUCGGGAUAUUUCAUCAGUCAUUCAACGUUAUGGAGCGUUGCAGAUCCAUGUUGUUGAAAAUUCAGAUGAAUUGCGCAGUUUUCUUGAAGAAAUAGAGGAGCCUGAAGGAGUAAAUCAAGUUGUUUUAAUGAAAGAAGGAGAGUACCGAUUUGAAAACAGCGUUCAGAUCAAUCCAGCAAUCGUUGUUGUUGGUCUAGGGAAAGUAAUUGUUUCGUGCAAGACUGGCGCACCUUUUCACUUUAGAAAGGAACAUUUUGUCGAGAAUAUUGAACUUCAGGGAGACUGUGGUGAUGAGCCAGAAUCACUAGAGACUGCGAGUUCGACAAGUCUUUUUGGUCAGGAUGAAUAUAUAUCUUUGGCCUUGCCCUCGGGGUAUGACGCCUCAAACGUCGACAGCGAGUGCAAGGUGAACUAA
Porites lobata is the source of this 4833-nucleotide messenger RNA. NCBI's taxonomy places the organism in Eukaryota, Metazoa, Cnidaria, Anthozoa, Scleractinia, Poritidae. The record is from the annotation of a GenBank genome assembly.